This is a messenger RNA of Aaosphaeria arxii CBS 175.79, 2770 nucleotides long. RefSeq names its product Adaptor protein complex beta subunit. The transcript has 3 exons. Bases 269 to 2464 code for a protein of 731 amino acids. Gene Ontology annotation, molecular function: clathrin binding. The record is from RefSeq and is a predicted model, not a curated record. Gene Ontology annotation, biological process: intracellular protein transport; vesicle-mediated transport. Gene Ontology annotation, cellular component: membrane coat. Lineage: Eukaryota; Fungi; Ascomycota; Dothideomycetes; Pleosporales.
GUCAAGGAGAGGGGAGCUGCUGUGCACAUGCACACCGGAACGGCGCACGCCUUGCACACGAGAUAGACAGCCACUAUGAGCACGAGUGGCCAAGAUGCGAAGCUCUUCGCAAGGGUAUGUCAGUUCUCUAUGCCCCCCAUCUACAUACAACGGCGUCCGCAGCAGUGGAAAAUCGAUAUAGACCUUCCACACCAGAGCCACCAGGGCUGCUGAUCUUGUAAUCUUGUCUAUUGGUGGAGGACACUAUACUAUCGUACAUGUCUUACGGAUGCACUCGAGCUAUGCCGCCAUGUUCAUACCCUAUGCAUUCGAGAGCCAACGCUUACACUAUUUCCGAACACCACAGGGCAAAGUAGCGGAACUUCGGCUGGAGCUGAACAGUGGUGGGAAGAAGGACAAGACCCUUGCGGCAAAGAAGACGGCGCUGAAGAAGAUCGUUGCGAACAUGACCAUGAGCAACAAUGAUAUGGUGGCACUAUUUCCAGACGUCGUGGGCUGCAUGCCUCUGCCGAGUUUGGAGAUCAAGAAGAUGUGUUUCUUGUACUUGGUCAACUAUGCGAGGGUAAAGCCCGACAUUGCCCUGAAGGCGUUACCGAUCAUCCAGCAGGAUAUGCAGGCCAGCAACCCACUGGUACGAGCACUGGCACUUCGAACAAUGUCAUAUGUGCACGUCCGCGAAUACGUCGAAGCUACGAUCCCUCACGUCAGAGACUUGCUCAAGGACAACGACCCGUAUGUCCGCAAGACGGCUGCAUUCUGCGUUGCGAAGCUCUACGACCAUGACAGGCAACUCGUGGAGCGAUCAAACCUCAUUGACGUUCUAAACAACAUGUUGAGGGAUGAGAACCCUACAGUUGUGUCGAGUGCGUUGGCUGGGCUGAUGGACAUCUGGGAGCGCAGCGACAACAUCAGGCUGACGAUCGACUACGCCAGCGCGUCUAAGAUCGUCCAGAUCCUCCCGGACUGCUCGGAAUGGGGCCAGACAUACAUCCUCGAGGCCAUGAUGAACUACGUCCCACAAGAUACCCAAGAAUCCGCAUUGCUUGCCGAGCGGAUAUCGCCUCGCCUUUCCCAUUCAAACUCUGCCGUCGUUUUGACGUGCAUCCGCGUAAUAUUAUACCUCAUGAACUACAUCGACGACCAAAAAGUAAUCAAAUCACUGUGUAAUAAGCUCUCGCCGCCGCUGGUGACGCUCCUCUCCAAGGGACCGGAGAUCCAGUACCUGGCGCUGCGAAACGCACUGCUCAUCCUCCAGAGGCGGCCAGAGGUCCUACGGAACGACAUCCGGGUCUUCUUCUGCAAAUACAACGACCCUAUCUACGUGAAGGUCACGAAGCUCGAACUGAUCUUCAUGCUGGCUACGGAGAAGAACAUCAAGGAAGUAUUGACCGAGUUGGCUGAAUACGCCACGGAAAUCGACGUAGACUUCGUCCGCAAAUCCGUCCGCGCCAUCGGCAAACUCGCCAUCAAGAUACCGCCCUCCUCCCAACUCUGCAUCUCGACCCUCCUCUCGCUCGUCGCCACCAAAGUCUCCUACAUCGUCCAGGAAGCCACGGUCGUAAUCCGCAACAUCUUCCGCAAGUUCCCGAACCAAUACGAAUCCAUCAUCUCCACCCUCUGCGAGAACCUCGACUCGCUCGACGAGCCCGAAGCCAAAGCCGCCAUGAUCUGGGUGAUCGGGCAAUACGCGGACCGCAUCGACGACUCGGACGUCCUCCUCGACGACUUCCUCGACACCUUCCGCGAAGAAACCCACGAAGUGCAACUCGCCCUCCUCACCGCGACCGUCAAACUCUUCAUCCAGCGCCCCACGAAAGGCUCCCCCCUCGUCCUCAAAGUCCUCAAGUGGGCCACGGAGGAAACAGACAACCCGGACCUCCGCGACCGCGGCUUCAUGUACUGGCGUCUCCUGUCCUCCUCCCCAGACAUCGCGAAGGCGAUAGUAAUGGGCGCCAAACCCGCCAUCACGGCCGAAGAAUCCGAGAAACUCGACCCGGGCACGCUGGAGGAAAUGUGCCUCAACGUCGGCACCCUCGCGACCGUGUACCUCAAGCCCGUCAACCAGGUCUUCCGGUCCGCCCGCCCCAGGAAGUUGCAGGACUCCCCCGCCCUCCAGCGCCACGAACUGCCCACCGUCGUCGCCGCCCACCAGGCGCGUCAGCGCGCCGCGGCUGAGCGCUCGAAACUCGAUACCGUGUCUAACGGCUCCGGCUACGCCGCGCCGCAACUCAGCCCGACGUUCAACGGCAACGGAAAUGGCAGCGGCACGCCGACGAAUCUCGCCGCGGCGGUGAAUGACGCAGACGCGUAUUUCGCGGGCGUGGGCAGGCAGAGCAGCUUCGGAGGUAGUCCGAUUGCGGCGGCUGGUGGCGGACAGGGACAUUGGGUGGUUAAUCAGAAUGCGCCGCAGCAGAGCUUGAUGAGUCCGACGGGGUUGGAUGGGACGCAGGAUCUCUUGCUCUAGGGGACGGAGCUCAUUCCUUUUUGGUGCUUGUGUUGGUUUCUUGGGGAGGGGGUUUGGAACGUUGGAUGUUUGGAUACAUAUAUAUUGAUUGACGUGUUGAAGCAAGUCUGGAGCAGUAGUGAGGAUGAGGUGGUUUUUGAGGUUGGAUGUUUGUCGUUGUUGUCGCUCUAGGAUACGAGUAGCGUAGCGUAGCCAGGGGAGUGCGGGCGUAUGUACAUGUGCUCGUUGUGUAAUCUUACCCUUUUACCCUUUUUUUUCUGAAUGCGUUUUCAAGAUAUCACAAUGUAGUUGGGUGCUUUUUCGGCC